This is a messenger RNA of Perognathus longimembris pacificus (Pacific pocket mouse), 1122 nucleotides long. RefSeq names its product sulfotransferase 2B1-like. The transcript has 8 exons. NCBI's taxonomy places the organism in Eukaryota, Metazoa, Chordata, Mammalia, Rodentia, Heteromyidae. Gene Ontology annotation, biological process: sulfation. Gene Ontology annotation, molecular function: sulfotransferase activity. Gene Ontology annotation, cellular component: cytoplasm. The record is from RefSeq and is a predicted model, not a curated record. The coding region runs from base 162 to 1037 and encodes 291 amino acids.
AGCAUAAAAUGUAACAGAAAACCAUUUCGAGCUCGUAGAAAUCCAAGCUUCCUUGGAACUGCCCGUGUUGAGGGUGUGCCACGCCACGUUUUUGGGGGCUGGGCUGGGUGUGGACAGCCCUGCUCCAGGAGAAGGACCUUGUGGAACCACCAGCCACCAGCAUGGCUGAGCGCAUGCACACCGUGGAGGUCUUUGAGGGCGUCCGCUUGCCAGGCUUCAUAUGUACACCGGAGUCCCUGCAGACAGCCUGUUCCUUCCAGUUCCAGGACUCAGAUGUCCUCCUGGUGACGUUCCCCAAGUCAGGCACUACAUGGGUGCAGCAGGUGCUGAGCCUGAUCUUCUGCGAGGGCCACCUGUGGCCCGUCCUGCACCUCCCCAACUGGAGCCGCGUACCCUGGAUGGAGCAAGUCUCCUUCAGCCACCUCCUCAGCCAGCUGGACCCCACCCGGCCUCGUCUGCUCACCACCCACCUUCGUGCCACAGCCCUGGCCCCAGCUCUGAGGAAGUCCAAGACCCGGGUGGUGUACGUAGCUCGGAAUCCCAAAGAUGUGCUCGUUUCCUUCUACCACUUCCACCGAGUCGCCAACUUCCUGCCAGACCCCAGCUCCUUCGAGGACUUCCUAGAUGAGUUUCUCAAGGGCACAGGCUUCUUUGGAUCCUGGUUUGACCAUGUAAAAGGCUGGCUGGGUCUCCAGCAGGACCUGAAUAUGCUUCUCAUCACCUACGAGGAGCUGCACCAGGACCUUCGUGGCACCAUCCGGAAGCUCAGCAACUUCCUGCAGCACCCGCUGGGGCCGGCCGAGGAGGACCUCAUCCUGGAGCACUGCAGUUUCUCCUUCAUGAGCCAGAGCAGCGUGGUCAACUACAGCCUGGUGUCCACGCAUAUCAUGGACCAGAGCCGGGGCAAGUUCCUGCGGAAAGGUGUGGUGGGGGACUGGAGGGAGCACUUCACUCCGGAGCAGGAUGAGAAGUUCAACGCUGUCUACCAGGCCAAGAUGAAAGACUCCGGCCUUCAGUUCCCCUGGACCAUAGGCUGACAUAUCUGACCCACUCACCCUGCUCUCACUGGCCCAGCCUGUGACCCGUACCGGGCUAUGUCCCUGGUCUGACAAUAAAAAUCGU